Messenger RNA from Macrobrachium nipponense, 980 nucleotides. Its product is annotated as cuticle protein 19.8-like. The record is from RefSeq and is a predicted model, not a curated record. Lineage: Eukaryota; Metazoa; Arthropoda; Malacostraca; Decapoda; Palaemonidae. The coding region runs from base 65 to 835 and encodes 256 amino acids. Gene Ontology annotation, cellular component: extracellular matrix. The transcript has 3 exons.
CUUCAGUAUAAAAGGGUGGCGCUGCCGAACUCUGACAUUCAUUUCUUCGCCGACGUCUCUCAGCAUGGAUCUUCUCAAGGUCGUGGUUUUCAGCGCCUUCACAACUUUGGUGUGUUGUAAAUCCCUGGGUCAAUAUCAUUACACCACUCCAGCAUCUGUUUCUUAUAACACUCCCACUUCUUUCAGCUAUCAGAGCUCCGGAUCGCCGCUCUAUUCUACCCCCUAUUCCCAAGGUUUCAUUCCUCCAUCUCAGCAGUCUUUUAAUUAUAACCCCAUUCAAGUGCAUACAUCCUCCCCUGUUCAAAUUUAUAGACCUACUCCUUCUCCGGUUUACACAUCUACUCUUUCUCCAGCUUAUUCAUCUACUCUUUCUCCAGUCUAUUCAUCUACUCUUUCUCCAGCUUAUUCAUCUACUCUUUCUCCAGUUUAUUCAUCUACUCUUUCUCCAGCUUAUUCAUCUACUCUUUCUCCUGUUUUCACGUCUACUUCUGCCUAUGGUACUCCAACCACUUCCUUCAUAAAUCAGCCAGGACAACUAUAUCUUACCCCUGAUAUACAGGGGCCAGCCCGAUACAGCUAUGGCUAUUCUGUGCAAGAUGACCUCACAGGAAAUCAAUCAGGCCACCAAGAGACUCGCGACGGAGACAUUACACGAGGAAGCUACCACGUCAGGCUUCCUGAUGGGCGUCUACAGAGGGUAAAUUACUCAGUUCAGGGUGGAUCAGGGUUCGUGGCUGAUGUGACAUACGAAGGAACAGCCCAAUACCCCAUUACUCAGCCACAAAGCCUAUACCAGUCUCCCUUCAAUCAUUACAGGCCAACACAUUACGGCUAGUGUCCAGGUUUUUUUUAUGAAAGACAACAGAGGUCUCUUUGCUAGAACCAAGGGGCCUCCUGUAUCAAAAAUCAACUUUUCAAGUCCAUGCUCUAUGGUUCUUUGCUUUGGAUAACCAUGAAAUAAAAUGUAGCAAAUAACAAAA